This is a messenger RNA of Cheilinus undulatus (humphead wrasse), 6364 nucleotides long. It is a transcript of the gene sema3e, whose product is annotated as sema domain, immunoglobulin domain (Ig), short basic domain, secreted, (semaphorin) 3E. Gene Ontology annotation, biological process: positive regulation of cell migration; neural crest cell migration; semaphorin-plexin signaling pathway. The transcript has 17 exons. The record is from RefSeq and is a predicted model, not a curated record. Lineage: Eukaryota; Metazoa; Chordata; Actinopteri; Labriformes; Labridae. Gene Ontology annotation, molecular function: chemorepellent activity; semaphorin receptor binding. The coding region runs from base 538 to 2916 and encodes 792 amino acids.
AUGACUGGCUCCAGUGGACUUCAGAGGAGGAACACAGCCUGAGGAUACAGUACAGGAGCUUCAGCCCUGCCUCUCUGUCUGCUGGGACAGACAAAUUCAUUGAGGUUUUACAAAUCAGCACCUCCUUACCUUUGUGAGGUUUCAUUUUUUUCUCCCCUGUCAUCAGAUCAUAAGAAGUGGAUCUAAGCUGGGAACACAGACAGAAGGACUGACAUAUGGACAGAGAGCAGUGGGCACUGCGGCGUGAAUGUAGCAACUGGACUUCUCCUCUCCCUGGUUACUAAGACCAAACAAGGAUAAUAGUCAGAUCUCUAUCCUGUCCACUGAGGUGGUGGGUGGAUGCAGCAUUCAGCAGAAUGCUAUAAGGGAAAGCAGAGACUGUAUAGAAGCUGCAGAGAUACAUCACCAGGGAAAAAGGAUAUUUACCUUCAGGCAGACUUGCAGGAACUUGCACGGCAAAGACUUUCUUCCUUUCACGGACUUUGCUGACCUUAAGUGGACUUCUGUUUAAAUGAAAGUGGAGUGUUUGCCCCAACUAUGAUGGCAGAGUGCAUAGGGACUGUGCAUCUGACACUGAUGCUGCUGUAUCUUGUUUUGCUGGGUACGGCUCACACAGCCCACAGCAUCUACCCAAGGAUACGGCUCUCCCACAAAGAUCUUUGGCAGCUGAACAGGACCUGGGUGUUCCAGGGACAUGGAGCAGCUCUUCAGCCUCAGACCAUGCUGCUUGACGAGGGCCACGAGAGGCUUUAUGUCGGGGCCAAGAAUUCUCUGUUCUCCCUUAGCCUGGACCGGGUUAACACACACCAGAGAGAGAUCCAGUGGUCCAGUACAGAAUAUCAGAUCGAGGAAUGUUUGAUGAAGGGCAGGGAAAAGCCAGAGUGUGCAAACUACAUCAAGGUCUUGCAACAGUACAACCAGACACACUUGCUGGUAUGUGGAACAGGAGCCUUCAAUCCAGUCUGUGGCCUGGUAACAGUGGGGAACACGGGGCAGGACAGGCAGUUUGCUCUGGAUAAAGACGGUAUCAUGAGUGGUAGAGGACGCUGUCCAUACGAUCCCAACAGCCCCUGCACAUCAACGGUCUCUAGAGGAGAGCUGUAUAUUGGAUUGUACACGGACUACUGGGAAAAUGAUGGCGCUCUGUGUCGACUUAACAACCAGACAUACACACGCACUGAAAGAGAUGACCGACAGCAACUCAAUGAACCAAAAUUUGUGGGCUCAGCGGUUAUUCCUGACAACGAUGACAGAGAUGAUGACAAAGUUUACUUCUUCUUUACUGAGCGUGAGAUGGAUGCUGAAGGAGUGAAUAAGGCUGUGUAUUCACGUGUUGGCCGAGUCUGUGCGAACGACCAGGGAGGACAGAGGAUGCUAGUGAAUAGAUGGAGCUCCUUCCUUAAAACUCGUCUCAUCUGCUCUGUGGCUGGACAGAACGGCAUUGAUACACACUUUGAUGAGCUUGAGGACGUAUUUGUGCUCAAUAACAAGGAUGGGAAAAACCCAGAAAUCUUUGGUCUCUUCAGCACAACAAGUGCGGUGUUUAAAGGUUAUGCAGUGUGUGUCUAUCACAUGGAUGAUAUCAGAGCAGCCUUUAAUGGACAGUUCGCCUACCGAGAGCGGCCCGAGCACCACUGGACUCCAUACGAGGACCGAGUCCCCUACCCUCGACCUGGAUCUUGUGCCAGUAAAGUGAACGGAGGGGGCUUCUCCAGUUCCAAGGAGUUUCCUGAUGAGGUUUUGCGGUUUGUCCGUUCUCAUCCUGUGAUGUAUCGUCCAGUCCUCCCUCAGCACCGCAGACCUGUUCUGCUGCAGACAGAGCCAGGCCGGAGAAAGCUGACCCAGAUUGCUGUGGAUAGAGUGCAAGCUCAGGACGGACAUUACCAUGUUCUCUUCAUCGGCACUGACGAUUCCACCGUGCUGAAAAUUAUCACCAUCUACAACAAAGACACAGACACUAUGGAGGAGGUGCUGCUGGAAGAGCUGCAAGUAUUCAAGGUACCUGUGCCAAUUAAAGAGAUCAUAAUAUCACCUAAAAGGCAACAGCUGUAUGUGGGCUCAGAAGUGGGCGUGGCCCAGAUCAGACUGCACCAGUGUGACCUCUAUGGCUCUGAAUGUGCUGACUGCUGUCUAGCCCGAGAUCCUUACUGUGCCUGGGAUGGCCUCACCUGCUCCAGAUACUACCCUGCUGGGGUCUACACAAAGAGUAGACGAUUCAGGCGGCAGGAUGUUCGCCAUGGCAACGCCGUCCAGCUGUGCAAUGGGCUGCAAAUUGAUGAUGAACAAUGGCACAGAGCUGAGGAGAGGUUUGUUUACGGUGUGGAGAGCAACAGCACUUUACUUGAAUGUGUCCCCCGAUCACUUCAGGCCAAGGUCCUGUGGUUCUUACAGAGAGGUGGAGAAAAACAUGAGGUUCGAGGUGAUGAGCGGGUAAUCGUGACUUCCCACGGGCUGCUGUUUCUGCGAGUGAGGAGCUCUGAUGCUGGUGUGUACGUGUGCCAGACUGUAGAGCACGGAUAUGUGCACACAUUACUACGAGUCACGCUGCACGUGCUCAGGGGGGAGAGGGUGGAGUCAGCGAUCCACAAAGCAGCAAAUGAAGGAGAGGGAGAGAAAGCUGCAGCUCCAUGCCACUACUCUCUGGGUCCUCCACCUGGCCCUAGCAUCAGUCCCAGGGCUCUGGUCCCCUCUUCAGUCCCCGGCCCACACUCCAGGCUCUGGUACAAGGAGUUCCUCCAGCUAAUUGGCUACGGGGAUGCCCAGAGAGUGGAGGCAUACUGUGAGAGAGUGUGGUGCUCGGAUAAAAAACGUAAAAAGGCCAAGAAGAAGUAUGCUCCUCCCGCUGGUGAGAAAAGAGGAAAAGGGAGGGGGGAGGAGAACUCCCACCGAGCGCCCAGGCACACCUUGGACACCUGAGGAGCACACGCUUAACGCACGUACACGCACACAUACACACAGUCUAAAGGUCAGAUUCACUCAGUGUUUGCACCAUGUAAAAGGGUUUCACUUUGCUUUCAUCAAGCACAGUAACAGUAGAAGAACAGUAGCAGGCUGCUUUGGUGUAUUAGUUACAUUUGUCACUCCAUAUUUAGUAUCUUUCAAAGCAAUGUUUUGUUUUCAGUGUGGUGUAAACCGAUUAUGUGGUGCAGACACUGGGUAAGCACUUUAAAAAGUCAGUGUCAGCGUAGAACAGAGGCCUGGCAAGAGAUGGACGACUGAUUAAGCCACAUCACCUCUGAUCUAAAGAGACAGAAUACAACAAAUCAACUCCUGUGGAAUGACCCAGCCUGACUCUGCUGUCAUUCAAAACGCACACACAGACUGCUCCACUACACCUCUGCUCCUACUCUCAUUCCUUGCCUCAAUAUGACAAACUAGCAUAUAUGAUAUAUAUCUAUUAUGAGAGAGAACAGCUAAGCUCUUUUGGUACUAUGCUAACUUAUUUCUUCGGUCUUUACUUUGAGGUCUGUAGCUGUUUAGAUGUUGUAAACUGGAAAAUGUAGUGCUGUUGUUUAUUGUACGGUAAAAAAAUGCAUUAUGAUACAGAAAACUUGUUUAUAAUGUGCACAUGUAGGGUUUGCAUUAGCCACAAUACAUUAAGAAAGAUGCUGCAAUGCCACUGUAAAAGAUACAUGAGGCAUGUUUCCAGUGUGCAGGUGCAUCUAAAAAAUUGGAAUAUCAUGAAAAAGUUCAUUUGUUAAAGUUAAACUUCCCCACAUUCUUGACUUUUUGUUUUGAUCUUGAUGAUUACAGCUCAUGAGAACCAAAAAUCUUCCAUCUCAGUAUAUUAGAUUAUCACAAAACUCCAAUCAAAAGAAGGAUUUAUUGUACAGAAAUGUUGACCUUCUGGAAAAUUAUGUUCAUUUAUGCACUCAGUACUUGGUCAGGGCUCCUUUUCCUUUUGAAUUUUUGCCCCUAUUUGACGUGUCUUGGAGGCAAUCAGUCUGUGGCACUGCUGGGGUUGCUCUGAUAGCAGCCUUCAGCUCAUUUGUAUCAUUUAGUCUCUCAGCUUCCUCUUGACAUUUUCUCAGAGAUUCUCUAUGGGGUUCAGGUCAGACCAGUUGGCUGGCCUAUCAAGCACAGCCUAUAAAAACCAUGGUCACCAAACCAGUUUCUAGUAGUCUUGGCUUCACUGUGGGCAGGUGCCAAGUCCUGCUUGAAAAGGAAAUUAGUAUCUCUUUAAAAUUUCUCAGGAGAUGGAAGCAUGAAGUGCUCUAAAAUCUCCUGGUAGAUGGGCUGACAGCGCUGACUCUGGUCUUGAUCAAGCACAGUGGAGCAACCACAGCUGAUGACAUGGCAACCCAAACCAUCACUGACUGUGGAAACUGAAACCCCGGGCUUUAAGCACUGAAAAAUUCUGUGCCUCUCUGAUCAUCCUCUAGAAUAGGGUGACCAGAUCCUAACUCACCAGACGUGGGACAAAGAUUAGAUUUGUGUGGGACAAUGUGGGAUACCAAUGCAUCAAGGUAGUCUAAAAUAACUUUAAAAAUAAACAUUUCUAUUCUGCCCCUUUUUUUACCUGAAUGAAUGGGAGUAUUUCACAUUGUGGUAAUUGCUAGUUAGUUUAGCUGCUGCUGCUACUCAGACAAAUUUCACAUAAAACUCUCUCUGGAUCACCUUGCACUGGUCUCACCUACAGAUAAAUAGUUUCCCUAUUCUUAUUAUGACUGCAUUUCCUUUUCUUUGCUGUCGUGUUUUCCUCCCUUUCCUUCAUGUUUCUUCAUGCUGUCCGUCGUUGGUGGUGGGCGCGCCCUUAACCUGCCGUGUCCCAGUUUGAUUGACGUGAUCACACAGCCCACCCCGCCCCCUGAUGACAGGCGGCCCUUGCUGCUUUUUCCACACAGACGUUUGAUGAAUGCCAGAUUUUAAAACUCUCACUUGCAAACUGGAGCCUGUCAAUCACAAUGCAAGACAGCGUCUCAAAUUGUGGGACGUGUGAAAAGUAAUGAAAAUGCGGGACUAUCCCACACAAAACAGGACAUCAAUGGUUGGCUUGACGCUAGGAACACCACAAUUGUAGUCCAUUUCCUAGACCCGUCUGUGUGUGGUAACCGUUGAUCCAUUGACUCCAGUCUCAGUCCACUCCUUGUAAAGCUCUCUUAAGUCCUUGAACCUGCUUUGUUUGACGACCCUCUGAAGGCUGAGCUCAUCCCUGCUGCUUGAGCACCUUUUCUUACCACACUUCCCUUCCCUUCAACUUUCCAUGAAUAUGCUUCGAUACAGCAGAGAAGAUCCUGCCCUUUCAGAAGUUACCUUCUGUGGCUUACCCUCCUUAUGAAGGGUGUCAUGAUUGAUGUUUCUUAUUUUUGUGAGCUGUAAGCCCUGCAAUCAUCAAGAUUAAAACAGAACAAGUCUUCAUAUAUUUCCCUUUGUAUGGUGAAAAUUUAGAUCAUAUGGAAAUUUAACUUUUUGAAGAAAACCACAGGAAAAAAACAGAACUUUUACAUAAGUUGGCACCUGUAACUGUGCCCUCUAAGGAAAUAAAUACUACUUAAGCACUUGUAAACCAGUUAGAGUAGAUAAACAGUGGUCCUUUAAGUGGUUAUUGUCAUUGUAAGUGUCUACAUUUACAGCUACAAUUGUGAUCAAAUGUACUCGCAGUGUUGUGUGUAUUAUAUGGAUUAUUUAUCAAAAAAAUAAGGGUGGCUAUUGGUUGCCCCCAUUUUCUCCUCUCUGUCUCCCUUCAUCUGUGUCCCUUCCCCCUUAAUUUAUCUCCCUUUAGUUCGACUGUAACAGCGCUGCAAAUGGAUAAUCAAGAAUACAAGCAGCACAUUUUCCAAGGAGAAAUAAAUAUUAGGGUGAUCAUGCAGGCAUGCAAUUAGCAGAAAAAACAAUUCAGCUGAAAUGCCAGAAUCAACAAUUAGAAAGAUGUGUUGUUGGGUUGUGAUCACUUCUUUUUCCAUGCUGUGCCUUAUUUUACCACAAAAUCCAGAUGUAUCUUUUCCGUCUUUAUUAAUGUGGUUUUAAAAAAUGAAACAAACAUCAUUUGUUGGUCUCUGUCACUCAUCCCUCUCCUUGAGCAUCCUUCACCUAAGCUAAGACCGAGAGUGUUGUGUCUGCUAUACCCUUUAUAAAUAACAGCCAUUAAAAAGAUGGGCCAUCUUUCGCUGGUGUCACCUCUGUGGUUUAGCAAUCAAUAACAACACACAGUCCAUGGGCACACAGAACCACACACAAUGAGGUAGACCUCGCCAAUGAAGCAGAAUAAAAGAGGUAGAGUUAGUUUUCACUUACAUUACAGCAGAAAUAAACCUGGAUACAUAAUAUUUCCUCUUCCACAGUACUGUUAGUUUAUCUCACCUGACAAAUAAACAUAAUAUUAGAGUUGUUUAUGCUCUGGUGCAGCUGAAAGCACCAUAUGCAA